Messenger RNA from Suncus etruscus (white-toothed pygmy shrew), 2337 nucleotides. It is a transcript of the gene KCNAB3, whose product is annotated as potassium voltage-gated channel subfamily A regulatory beta subunit 3. Gene Ontology annotation, molecular function: potassium channel regulator activity; transmembrane transporter binding; voltage-gated potassium channel activity. The transcript is spliced from 14 exons. Gene Ontology annotation, biological process: potassium ion transport; regulation of potassium ion transmembrane transport. Lineage: Eukaryota; Metazoa; Chordata; Mammalia; Eulipotyphla; Soricidae. The coding region runs from base 349 to 1566 and encodes 405 amino acids. The record is from RefSeq and is a predicted model, not a curated record. Gene Ontology annotation, cellular component: membrane; cytoplasm; voltage-gated potassium channel complex.
CGGUGCUUCAAGCAGAGGGGAAGGCGGUGCCUGCCAGUCGAUGGGCUGGGCUGGCUGCCAACCGGACUGGCAGACUUAACGGUCCCCGCUGGCUGCUCUUGGGCUCCAGGGGUAUCCCCUCCGGCCCCCUGGGCUGUGGUCCAGGCCCCCUAGGGUUGCUCUCGACCUUCAUACGCACCCAUCUCUCCUCCCUGCAUCUUUUGGGGAGUCCCCGACUGUCCCCAUCCCUCCCUCGACCUCCAGCAGUCCGCCCCCGCGGCCCCUCCAGCCGCAGCCUCCUCCUCGAUUGUCUGUGCUCCCCCAUUCCCGGCGCCCUCCUCCUCCUCCUGCACCCCAGGGCCCCCCAGCAUGCAAGUGUCCAUCGCUUGCACGGAGCAGAACCUCCGCAGCCGGAGCAGCGAGGACCGACUGUGCGGGCCCCGACCCGGCCCUGGGGGUGGUGGCAACGGGGGGCCGGUCGGCGGGGGUCAUGGCAACCCUCCGGGGGGCGGAGGGUCCGGCCCCAAGGCCCGGGCAGCCUUGGUCCCCCGACCCCCAGGGCCUGCGGGGGCCCUCCGAGAGAGCACCGGCAGGAGCACUGGCAUGAAAUACAGGAAUCUAGGAAAGUCUGGUCUUCGGGUAUCCUGUCUUGGCCUAGGUACCUGGGUCACAUUUGGUUCUCAGAUCUCGGAUGAGAUAGCAGAGGAUGUGCUGACAGUAGCUUAUGAGCAUGGUGUGAGCCUCUUUGACACAGCCGAAGUCUAUGCAGCAGGACAGGCUGAAAGAACUCUAGGCAAUAUCCUCAAAAGCAAAGGCUGGAGGAGGUCAAGUUAUGUCAUCACCACAAAGAUUUUUUGGGGAGGACAGGCAGAAACUGAACGAGGCUUGAGCCGCAAACACAUCAUUGAGGGCUUACGAGGCUCCCUGGAACGUCUCCAGCUUGGAUAUGUGGACAUUGUCUUCGCCAAUCGCUCAGACCCUAACAGUCCUAUGGAGGAGAUUGUGCGAGCCAUGACCUAUGUCAUCAACCAGGGCCUGGCCCUAUACUGGGGGACAUCCCGAUGGGGGGCUGCAGAAAUCAUGGAGGCUUACUCCAUGGCCAGACAGUUCAAUCUGAUUCCUCCGGUGUGUGAACAAGCUGAGCAUCACCUGUUUCAGAGAGAAAAGGUGGAGAUGCAACUGCCAGAGCUCUACCACAAGAUUGGUGUUGGCUCAGUCACCUGGUCUCCAGUGGCCUACAGCCUGAUCACUAGCAAAUAUGAUGGACGAGUCCCAGACACUUGCAGAACCACCAUCAAGGGCUACCAGUGGCUCAAAGAAAAAGUGCAGAGUGAAGAUGGAAAGAAACAACAAGCCAAAAUCAUGGACCUUCUGCCCAUGGCUCACCAGCUGGGUUGCACGGUAGCCCAGCUAGCUAUUGCCUGGUGUCUCCGCAGUGAAGGAGUCAGUUCAGUCUUGCUGGGGGUGUCCAGUGCUGAGCAGCUGGUAGAACACCUGGGCGCCCUCCAGGUGCUGAGCCAGCUGACCCCUCAGACGGUGAUGGAGAUCGAUGCGCUUCUGGGCAACAAGCCGCACCCCAAGAAAUAGCCCGUUGAGAGAAGAGAGACCCGCUUUCCCGUGCAGCCUCGUCCCCACUGAGGAGCCUGCAGCGGGGAUGGCCCCGCCCCUAAAGAGUCCCGGCUUCGAGUAGCGAUGCGCAUGAGCCAAACAAAGCCAUAUCCUUCCGCAGUGGGGCUGGCAGAGAAAGUAGUCCUAGGCCUUCUUUGCUCUCUCCCAGGCAUGAGCUACUUACUGGAUCGCACCUCUUUGCCACCUGGUCUCACUCCCUUCAACCAACCAACCAACCAACCAACCAAUCAACCAACCAACCAACCAAUCAAGGCCAAGGCCCAGGGAAUUGGAGGGAUCAAAGUGGUGGUGUUGAGGGGUAAAAGAGUCAUGUUAGAAACCUCCAAAGGAGUCCUUGAACUAGCAAGGAUUCAUCAGCUAAGAAGUGAUAAAGAUGUCAUUACAGUACAAAAGAAAUGGAGCUUUGAAGUUAACCCUGUUGAAGGAAGCCAGGCUGGUCCUGGCAACAAGUAAAUGAAUGACUCUUUCAUCAACCAGUAGGACCCUGCCUCCCAGCCAGGAGGUGAGGAGUGGUUAAAAUGCCAUGCAGUGUUCAAGUUUUGUUCUGCAGAAUGACAAGAAAGCAAACGUAUAAUGCUGCUGGCAAAAAAUGGGAGGUAGACUUUGGAUCCUUGAACUGAAUUUCCUACCUGGCAGUAGAGGACUGCAUUCUUCCUCUUGGCAAUAAUCUUAAAGCAAUAACAGUGGUCCCUGUUUGGAACUGUAAAUAAAAUCUCAAUUUGAUCCUCA